This is a messenger RNA of Necator americanus (New World hookworm), 1389 nucleotides long. RefSeq lists its product as uncharacterized. Bases 1 to 1389 code for a protein of 462 amino acids. The transcript is spliced from 15 exons. Lineage: Eukaryota; Metazoa; Nematoda; Chromadorea; Rhabditida; Ancylostomatidae. The record is from RefSeq and is a predicted model, not a curated record.
AUGAAACCGUCAUUAGCAGCUUUUGCCUUUGUUUCUAAAAGACGACUGAAUAUGAGAGCAGCUGAGCAAGAGAGAGGGCAUAUAAUUCCAACCACGGAUCAUUCGCGUGUUCUUUACAUUUACCUGGUAUAUAUUGCAGCAGUUCUCCACAACGACAUGUUUUUCGAAGAGGAAGACAGUAAUGAUUUUGAGGACGAAGACGAGGAUUUCUACUACGAUGAGGUAGACAGUUCGCCUGACGUCACCUUUGCUCCAACGCAGUCCCGUCGAAAUGAUGUUGCUUUUUCUUCGAGUUCUUCUAAACACGGUGUUGGUCCAGGAUGUCGUUUGCAGGACAUAUUCUCCCGCAUGAAUGAUUCUAAGAAGGACGGAGCAGAUGAGGUUAACGGCAUCGCAUCCUCCGGUAUCGAGCUGAACAGUGACGAUCUCCAAACCAUAUGCUCAAGAUCUGACCGUGAUGAUUUUAACAAUGGAGCAGAAAACGGCGACGAAAACGUGGAUUCCGAGAACAGAAAUAAACUCGUAAAACCAGGAGAGAAUGGUUUUGGUGCAAACCAUUCCUUUUUGACCGGAGAUGUUAUUCGAAACCAUCGAUAUAUGAAGAAUGGAUCCGUCAGAAUUUCGACCAACCGAGUACCUUACGUUCACAAUCUUCAUGAUUCUAUGUCAUCGAGGGACCAAGAUAUCCGUGAAAAAUUGUUCACAGCACCUACCAAAUUCAAAUAUGGCGCCCGUUAUAAAGAUGAGUCUAGACCAGGUACGUGGACUAUUUUGUGGGAACCAAAGCGGUUGCAUGAGCUUACCACCUUCGUGAUGAUGUCUACGAUUUGCGCAGCCCUUAAUUCGCAACGUUGCCUCCGUUGGGUCGUUGGGAUUGGACGUGGUCGCAGGGUUGUAGGCUGUACAGUGUCAAAUGAGGAGCGAGACACUCUUAGGCAAGCGUUCAUAUAUUGUGUUCGCUCUGGCAUACUUCCAGAACUUCAUCCAGAGCUUGUUCACUUACGCUUUACUUCUGUGGAAGAUCAUUUCUACGAUGAGAGCAACAUGCGCCUACUAGUGGAAAUUGCCAUCGACCAUAAAGUAGCCACGUUGUACCAGUUAUCUUCCGGACGCAUUUUCUGCCUAUCUCAGGACAAAGUGAAGGAAAUUAAGGGCGGAAUCAACGAGGCUCGACGGCUGUUGGAGGUCAACUAUAGGAAUGACUGGAGAUCAGUGUUUGAUCAAGCCCCAUAUGGAUACCUAAGGUACACAUCGUGUGCUACUACUUCUGAUCAUGAUAGUACAUAUUCGUCCUUGUUUUGGUUUUUGAUGAAGAUUUUCAUCUUUUUUGUACCAGGCGUCACUGUUGGCUUCUCUAUACGACGCCUUCUGCCCAAAACAUGUUUAUAG